AUGGACGCUUCGGACCAAGCCCCAUCACCGCGCGGGGCGCAGUGCGGGGGCCGGGUCCGGUCCCUCCCCAGCUCGGAGGCGGAAGGCAAGCGCCGGGUCGCAGCUGCGCUGGGACGAGUUGCCGACGACUACCCCGAAUUCGAGAAGCUGCGGCGGCUGACCGUGGAGUUUGCCAGUCUAGAUCUGGUGUGCUUCGCGGACCAUUCGGCCCAGUGCCUUUUUUCUGCGGUGCGUGGGACGGACAGAAGCUUCAACCCCCGCACCACGCCGAACGACAUGCGAAGUAACGUGAGCAUCAUCCUCGGAUAUGGCCCGCCAAGGGCAGACACGGCUCUCAGGGAGUACCGGAGGGUACGGGAGUCCUUUCCGGGCUACGUGUCCUAUGGAUGUGGCCAUUCCCUGGGUGGGGCUGUGAUUUUGCACACGGCCAAAGCGGUGGAAGACUUGCAGGGCUUAGCCUUCGAGCGCAUUGACGUGUUCAACACCGCCACGUCUCCACUGAAGUCCUCCUUCACCCCGCUGUCCAGAACCACUUUGCACGCGCAUCGUGUGGAGGGCGACUGGGCCUCUUGGGGUCUUCAGCACAUGGACCUCGGAAACGCCCAGGUGCACAUCCACGAUGCUAAGAGCACCAUCCAAGACUGCCACUCAUUGAAGCACUUCCUGCCCAGCAAGGCGGUCGACCUGGAGCCUGCCCCAAGCAUCGACAAUCGGGUCGCUGAGCCUCGCCAUUGCGAGGUGACGGCAUCCGGCGAGUUAAGCCUGCGGCGGCACUGGUCGCACCAAUCCUGGUGGAGCGGCUUGCUGGGAUCCUGCGUGGGUUUGCACCGCAAGGGCCGAUGCCAAACUCCUGCGGCGCUGUCCAGCCAGAGCAGCAGGCCCCAGCCGCUUCUCAGCGGUGAAAAAGCCGAGGGAGGCCGCGUCUGA
Molecule: messenger RNA, 927 nt
Organism: Effrenium voratum
Lineage: Eukaryota; Dinophyceae; Suessiales; Symbiodiniaceae
Source: the annotation of a GenBank genome assembly